Aphanomyces astaci is the source of this 817-nucleotide messenger RNA. RefSeq lists its product as hypothetical. The record is from RefSeq and is a predicted model, not a curated record. Bases 23 to 784 code for a protein of 253 amino acids. NCBI's taxonomy places the organism in Eukaryota, Oomycota, Saprolegniomycetes, Saprolegniales, Verrucalvaceae. Gene Ontology annotation, molecular function: zinc ion binding. The transcript has a single exon.
UGGUUGUCCAUUGCAACCGCCGAUGAUCCGCUUGGCUGCAGGGUGUGUGGUGGUGGUGGCCGUGGCGGUGGUUGGCGUUAGUCUGGCGUCGUACAUAGGGUACUACUGCCUCCAUAUCCUCCUCUACGCCGUCCAAGUGCUCUCCGCGACUCUGACCAUCGUUUCCAUUGACGAGAUUCACACGACCCAACCUCCUCUCCCUCCAUCUCCCGACCCAAAGCACCCCGUGGGUGCCAGUAUGCAGUUCCUCAGAUGGCUCAUGCGCUUGGUGGCUUACGUUCCGUCGCUGACGAUGUCCGUGUUGUGGCGUGUGCUUCACAUGUCCCCGUUCGUGAGCAGCCACCAAACCACCACCACCCAAACAAACUCUAUCCCCCCCACUGAUGCCGUUCAUCUCCUUCCGCCACUGAAGUGCAUGGACUGCUCGACACCGACCGACCAAAGCAUCCACUGCGCAAAGUGCCAGUACGUUGCGUGCGUUCCAUGCUUUGUCGGGCACGCCGUCGAGUGCAUCAGCAACGGCCAAGUCGGGUUUGUGUGUGUGCGGUGCUACCAAGAGGUCGACGCAAGUGUCCUGGACGCGCAUCUCCCGCCACCCAUUCUGGCCAAAAUGGAGCGCUUUAAGCUCCUCGAGACACUCACAACAUGCCCGUCUUGCCGCGGCCGACUGCGGCAGUCGGGGCUGUCGCGGCGACGGAUGGUCUGCGGACGAUGUGGCGACGCCUGGUGCUUUGAAUGCAAACGCGCGUUCCAUCUGCGGUGGACAUGCAAACCAAUAAAUUAAUCUGCGAUAACGUUUAACGAUUCGAACACUGGG